Penicillium brasilianum is the source of this 2673-nucleotide messenger RNA. Lineage: Eukaryota; Fungi; Ascomycota; Eurotiomycetes; Eurotiales; Aspergillaceae. The record is from the annotation of a GenBank genome assembly.
CGCGAAGUGUCGCGCGUGGCACCAGCCAACAGCUUCCAUUUGGCGUGAAGUUGAGGUUGAUGCUGGACGCUGGAAACUUCUCUUACUUCUGAGGCAACUGGAGGGGAAACUUCAUUAGGAUUUGCUGGGACCUGUUCGUUUCAAAAAUCCGAGCUGUAUGAGUCACUCUUAGUCGAUCAGACAUCAUGUCGACCAGUGCGGAAACUAUUCGCAUCCUCGUCUCAACUGACAACCAUGUUGGGUACAACGAGCGGGAUCCUAUUCGUGGAGAUGACAGUUGGAAGAGCUUCCACGAGGUCAUGUGUCUGGCCAGGGAACGCGAUGUCGACAUGGUCUUGCUCGCUGGAGAUCUCUUCCAUGAGAACAAACCCUCUCGUAAAUCCAUGUACCAGGUGAUGCGCUCGAUCCGGAUGAACUGUUUCGGCGACAAGCCAUGUGAGCUAGAGAUGCUCAGCGAUGCCAGCGAGACCUUUCAAGGUGCAUUCAACCAUGUCAACUAUGAGGACCUUGACAUGAAUAUUGCCAUCCCGAUUUUCUCCAUCCAUGGAAACCACGAUGACCCCUCCGGGGAAGGUCAUCUGGCAGCGUUGGAUCUCUUGCAGGUCUCGGGCUUACUCAACUACUAUGGGCGAACUCCAGAGUCAGACAACAUUGAGAUUAAACCUGUCCUACUGCAAAAGGGUCGUACCAAAUUGGCUCUCUACGGUAUGAGCAAUGUACGUGAUGAGCGCUUGUUCCGCACGUUUCGGGACGGCAAGGUCAAAUUCUUCCAACCGUCUGUGCAAAAGAGCGACUGGUUUAAUUUGAUGUCGGUUCAUCAGAAUCACCAUGCAUACACCGAGACUGGCUAUUUGCCAGAGAACUUUCUACCCGAAUUCAUGGACUUAGUCGUCUGGGGUCACGAACACGAGUGUCUAAUCAACCCAAAGCUCAAUCCAGAGACCAAGUUUCACGUCAUGCAGCCCGGGUCUUCGGUUGCGACCUCACUAGUCCCCGGUGAGGCUGUGACAAAACAAGUGGCCAUAGUAAGUAUCACUGGCCGCGAAUUCAAGUGUGAGCCCAUUCGGUUGAAAUCAGUCCGUCCUUUCGUCAUGCGAGAAAUCGUUUUGUCGGAAGAGAAGGGUGCACAAAAGUUUGCCCGGAAGGAGGGCAAUCGGACAGAAGUGACCCGGUUCCUCAUGUCCAUCGUUGAGGAAUUGAUCGAAGAGGCCAAUGCAGAAUGGCGUGAGACUCAUGGCGCACAGAACCAGGAUGAUGAUGAAGAUGACGAUGAAGAGCCUCGCGAACCGCCUCUGCCCUUGGUCCGGCUUCGCGUUGAGAUAUCUACACCGGAGGGUGGGACUUUUGAAUGCGAGAACCCGCAGAGAUUUUCAAAUCGAUUUGUGGGCAAGGUUGCAAAUGUCAAUGAUGUGGUGCAGUUCCAUCGAAAAAAGAAGAGCGCUUCUUCUCGAAAGGCUGAUGCAGCAGUCGAUGAAGCUGCAGAUUCGCACUUAGCCGCUUUGGAUACUGUGAAGGUGGAACAGCUAGUGCGGGAAUACCUCGCAUCGCAAUCCCUCAGCAUCCUCCCGCAGAACUCCUUUGGCGAUGCCGUGGCUCAAUUCAUUGACAAAGACGAUAAGCAUGCAAUGGAAAUGUUUGUCAAUGACUCCCUCGAGGGUCAAGUCAAGCACCUCAUGAACCUAGACCGAGAUGAAGACGACGUGGAUGACGAAGAACGGGCCCAUAGCUCUCUUGUCAAUGCCAUGGAGAAGUACCGCUCACAGAUGGAAGACAUGUUCAACAAGGGAGUGAAGAAACGCACUCGCGGGAAGAAACGAUUCAAGCCAAAGCCAGACGGUUGGGAUACCGAGUUUGAUGGUGAAUGGGAGGAUCAACCCGGUGCUCUUAUUCAUUCCGAUAACGAGGGUGGAGAUCCUGUCGAAGAAGAGGCUGGGGAAGAUGGCUCGGCACCUGCACGCAGAGUUACCACCAAUACUACCACGGUAUCUACACGAGGCCGGGGUCGAGGGAGGGGAGGUCGCGGAGGUGCUGCUACUUCUCGAGCCACAGCGACCAAGACUACCACAUCAACUAAUGGUCGCAAGAAGAAGGCCAUCUCAGACGAUGAAUCGGAGGAUGUCAUCAUGCUAGAUGAUAAUGACGAUGACGAGGUGGAUGCCAACAUCAUAUCUGAGGAAGACGAUGACUCGCAGGCCUUGUUUGUGAAGCAACCUCGUGCCGCAACUGCUUCAAGAGGACGCAAAUCUACUACCACGUCAACUCGGGGUCGUGGGCGUCGUGCGGCCGCUUCGCCAGCCCCAUCAUCGGCUACUGUGGGCGGUACUGCUACACACCAAGCCACAACUCGAGGUGCCAAACCAACUCAAACAACCCUGGACUUUACUGCUUCUCAGGCUAGUUCAGCGCGUUCAACACGGGCCACUCGCACAACUCGCAACGUCAGUGUCAUUAGUGAUGGAAUUGACGAUGAUGAUGACGACGACGACGCCUUUGAGCCAAUGAGUACUUCUACCUCACGUCGGCGACGGUGAUCUUUAUUCAGCGGCGACAUGUCCUUCUACUUGCAUUCAGGGUGUUCUUGGAGCGCAACAUUUUCUUGAUUCUCAAAAUUCCAGAGCAAACUAGCACAAGUAUUACAUCUAUGCUUAACGAAUCCAUAUUACUUUUGUAUCA